AUGGACUCUAACAUGGCGUCCUUGAUGGACCUUGUGUCCCAAAAUCAACCCCACUUCCAGACACACCAAGCUCUUCUUGUCGUUGGACUGCAAAACGACUUUGUGACACCAGACGGACGACUGCCCGUUGACACCAAGACGGGCUUCCUGGAGCGCAUCCAGACUUUGAUCCCGAAAUUUCGGGAGCUCAGCAGCAAUGUAAUAUGGGUGCAAACGCUGUAUGAAGCCGACCGCAUCGCGACCGGCACCGAUACGGGUGAAGGCGACACGCUUGUUGUAGGCGGACUGGUCGAUGGAGACGAGAGCAACAAUGACGCAGCAGAGGAAGAGUUGGCCAAAGAAGCGGCGUCGCUACCAGCGCAAUCCAGAUCCUCAAAACACAAGCAACGCGCGCUAGAUCUGCUGAAACGCGUGUCGGCGCGAAGGAAGACGCUGCCAAAAGAAGUUGCAAAGGCCAAGGCAGAGGAAGAUGAGGAGUUGUUCUUGUUGAAGAGCGAGAAGAGGACGCCGGCAUGCGUCCCAGACACGCACGGCGCCGAGUUCGCGGAUGCCGUUGCAAAGCAGGUCGAGCUAGCUACGGAUGUUGUGAUCCGGACUACGAAUUACUCCGCUUUCCAAGGAACCAACUUACUCAUGACCUUGCGCGCAAGGCUUAUCACUGAACUCUUCAUUGUAGGAUGCAUAACCAAUGUGUCUGUGCUUGCGACUGUCAUCGAUGCUGCGCGACACGGUGUUAAGAUUCAUGUUGUAGAAGACUGUCUGGGCUUUCGUAAGGAAAACCGACAUGAUCUGGCUCUUAAGCGCAUGGAGGACUUCUUUAGCGCUUUUCUGGUCAAUAGCGAAGAGAUACUCAAGGACGAACCGCUAAAGGAUGGGCAAAAGAUAGCGACGUUUGCGAAUGGCGAGAGAAGCGGUAAGAAGGGCGGCGAGAAGGAUAGCGACAAAAAUGUUGAGGAGCUGAUGGCCAAAAUGUCUCUUGCAUCUACCAUCAUAGCAAACCGAACGGCCGCGCAGGGUUCUGCCGCUAAGAACAAAUCAGAACCCAAUGACAAGGAAUUUUCCGAAAUGCUUGCAAAGGGAGCGGCGGUACCUGGCACGCAGGGGGAGAAGAAGCCGGAGCUUGUCAAAACCAAGAUCCGAAUGAGAACAGGAAAACCUAGGAAAAAGAAGAAGAAAGCGAAGGAAGGAGAGGAACCAAGAGAGGACGAUGGAGAUGCGAAUAGCAAGCCCAGCACGACUAUGGAUCAAGGCACAAACGAUCCGCCUCUACCAACCAUAGGCUCACCGGCAGCGAUGCCACCGCCUACGUCGACAGAUUCUCAGCGAACGUCGAAGAUUGGGAAAGCAGGGAGUGUGGCAGAUUUGCGGGAGAAAGAAGGGAAGCAGCAUGCGUUGAAGAACGCUACAUCGGUGCCUAUAUUAUCUUCCAAGUCUGGCGGUGAAGAGAAGGAGAAGAACAGAAUAUCGGAUUUCUCGGAUCGCGUCCGCAUGUCACUCUCUAGGGCGCCAAAGUCUGAAUCAGGGUCUGAGUCUAAGAGAGAAUCCAUUAAUUCUGCAAAGGCAACCUCAACCACAUCGAAGCAAGACGAUAAAGAACCGAGCUCAAAAACUACACAGCCAGAGCAGUCUUCUACAAGCACUCAAAAAGUCGACUCUUCUUCAUCAGCAAAAGCCACCACGAUGGUCAAGUCAUCCAAGUUGCAGUCGCUCGCAACUUUCCCUGUCCUAGGACCCGGAGAUCACAUUGCAGAAGGCGACUCGCGCAUCGUUGAUGAUUUCUUCCCUGCCGACCUCGUUCACCCCUCCGUGCCAUCAAAACCACUCAAGGAUGUUAUAUUUACCCAACUUUACAAUGAAGUGCGAUGGCAGAAGAUGCUACACCAGCAAGGCGAGGUCCCCCGUCUCGUAUGCUGUCAAGGCGCCUUUGGCGACGACGGCUCUAUGCCUGUAUACCGUCAUCCAGCAGACCAGACUCUGCCGCUUCUGCGUUUCUCACCUAAAGUGCAGGUCAUACGGAAGCGCGCCGAGAAAUUCGUGGGUCACCCCCUCAACCACGUCCUAAUCCAACUAUACCGUUCCGGCAACGACUUCAUAUCCGAGCAUUCAGACAAAACGCUCGACAUUGUAAAAGGCUCUUCAAUCGUCAACGUGAGCUUUGGCUCCCAACGAACGAUGCGACUACGCACCAAGAAGCCUCAGUCGAAAUCAGAAGAAGACGUCCACAGCACCACUACUCAGCGCGAAACUCAACGUGUAGCCUUGCCCCACAACUCCAUGUUCGUCCUCGGCCUCGAAUCGAACGCAAAAUGGCUCCACGGUAUUCAACCCGAUAAGCGCCUAUCCAGUGAACGCAGCGAAAGCGAAACAGCUUACAACGGCAUUCGCAUCAGCCUAACAUUCCGGCACAUUGGCACCUUCCUCGACGCCAAAGAGACCAUCAUCUGGGGCCAAGGCGCAACAGCGAAAACCCCCCGCGACGCCGCCGAUAUCAUCUCCAACGAAGAAUCAGAAUCCAAGCGCCUCAUCAGUGCCUUCAGCCGCGAAAACCACUCCCAAGAUUUCUCGUGGGAGGAGCACUACGGCGACGGCUUCGAUGUCCUGCACCUAAACGCCCCACCACCCGCAGACAUCCCUUUGCUUUUCCUCUCCAAUAACCACAUCGAAAACAACCAAGCCAUCAUCGGCCUCACUGAAGCAAAAAUACACUACACCGUCAUUGAAGCACCGAUCCUGGACACGGCAUUCGAACUCGAUCGUCAAGUCACCUUCCGUGACACAGACACGCAACACACAGAAAUCCACAUGGCUUCUUCCAUACUGCUUUAUCUUGACCACUACUACCCGCUCGACAAAUCUUCUUCCUCCCAUCUUACCACUGCAAAUGCGUAUCCGACGAUGCUGCUUGCGGCUGGUAUAAUGAAAGCUUGGUUGAACCGUGGGGUACCUGGGUAUGCUGAUGAACUUGGGCAUUUGCUCCGCAACUCUAUUGAGCACUUUCUUGACCUUGAAAUGGCCACUUACAUGCACCUCGUGCGUCGCGGUAAUAAGAAACCUAUCAAUGAACGCCCAUCGGAAUCAGUUACUCGCGUUAUCUUCGACCAGCGCAUGUCAUCCGAUGAAUGGGCUAUUCUCCAGGAGCUCCUCGCUAUCCUCGACCCGAUUAAAGCGUGCACAAAGAAGCUCGAAGGUCGACCGAGUGAGGAGUCCGCUACCAGUAUUGCCGACGUCUGUGGCGAUCGGCAAGCGAGCCGUGUCGGCAUCUGUAUCCUGAACUUUACAAUCAGUCAUAAAGAUGCGCUACCCCACAGAGGCAUUGCGGAGACGAUCGCAGUCGUUUCUGUACCUCCACAGCGCGUUACGAUGAUGUCGAAGAGUAAUGUCGAAGGCGCCGACAUGCCUGUUGAAGGCGUAACGGAUUUGGAGCGAGUAGCUACCGCGGCACCGCAAACUGCAGAUGAGAAGGAUGGGGAACUUGUGGCUGUGACUACAACGGCUUCUGAACGCUUGCCUUUUUCAAAAGCACGAUGUGUGGCGCUUGUUACGACUAUUGCUGCUGCACCGUUUUUAAGUACCAUGGCUGUUCAAGCUUCCGUCAUCAUCCUGCCCACCAUUGGAGAAGAACUGCACAUCCCAGUCAGUCGCCAGCAGUGGAUCAUCUCCGCGUACAACCUCACUUUCGGCUGCUUUCUGCUUCUAUGGGGCCGUCUAGCAGACGUAUACGGCCGACGAAUGAUCUUUCUCUGGGGUUCCGCAGCUUUCACACUAACAUCCAUCAUAACACCAUUCAUCCCGAAUGAAAUCGGAUUCGACAUAUUCCGUGGACUCCAGGGUCUAGCCGCCGCCGCCAUGGCACCCACCGCUCUCGGCAUCCUGGCUUCUACCUUCCCGCCCGGAAAGACAAAAGACAUCGCUUUUGGAUGUUUCGGUGCCGGAGCUCCACUGGGCGGCGUUUUGGGCAACAUAUUUGGUGGUGUUGUUGGCGAGUACCUCGAUUGGCAAUGGGUCUUCUGGCUUUUCGGUAUCAUCGCUGGGAUCUCCACGGUGGCUAGUUGGUUUGUGAUUCCUGUGCCGCCGGUGAAGGAGGAGCCGGUCAUGCGUAGCACGGUAGACUGGAUUGGCGGAUCUCUCAUCACCAUCGGGCUUGUCAUUCUCGUAUUCGCGCUUUCCGAGGGCAACGUCGUGGGCUGGCGGACGCCGUGGGUACCCGUACUCAUUGUCGUCUCACUGAUCAUCAUCGUUGCAUUCGGCUUCUGGCAGCAUUACCUCGAGACGAAGACAGAGAGGCGCCCGUUGAUGAAGAUGAGCAUCUUCAAAAACGCCAAGUUCACUGCUGCCAACGUGCUGAUGGCGCUGUUCUUCUCGAGCUUCAACAACUACCUCAUCUUCGCCACGUAUUGGUUCCAAGACUACCAGGGCCACUCUGUUAUCCAGACCACGCUUCGUUUCCUGCCUAACGGUAUUACGGGCAUUCUGGUUGCGACCAUCACCGGUCAAAUCCUGUCCCGUGUACCCGGCGACUACAUACUCACUUUCAGUACCAUCUGUGUAAGCAUCUCGUCGCUCCUGUUCGCAAUCCCCAUCCCAGUCGAUACUACUUACUGGGCAUAUGGAUUUCCUGCCAUGGUACUGUGUGUCUCAGGUGCGGAUACCAUUUUCCCUGUCCUUACACUGUUUGUGGCCAAGACGUUGCCACCAGAAGAUGCAUCGUUAGGCGGCGCACUUAUCACUGCUGUGGGCCAGAUCGGCCGUGCGAUUGGCCUUGCGAUUGCGACGGCUGUACAGACAGCUGUUGUAGCAAGAGAGAAAGGCCUGAGUGUGGAUCAGAUUGGCACUGAAGGACAUAAGACGGAGCCAUGGGAUCCUGCACUAAAGGUGGGCAUUAGAACAACGGCUUGGUUCAACUUUGGUAUAAGCGUUGCGUCUACAGUUGUGGUAAUCUUGUUUAUUAGAGGUAUUGGCAUUAUCGGAGGGAAAGGAAAGCGAUAG
Messenger RNA from Alternaria atra, 4986 nucleotides. RefSeq lists its product as uncharacterized. Gene Ontology annotation, biological process: transmembrane transport; DNA alkylation repair; DNA repair. The transcript has 4 exons. Bases 1 to 4986 code for a protein of 1661 amino acids. Gene Ontology annotation, molecular function: transmembrane transporter activity; dioxygenase activity. Gene Ontology annotation, cellular component: nucleus. Lineage: Eukaryota; Fungi; Ascomycota; Dothideomycetes; Pleosporales; Pleosporaceae. The record is from RefSeq and is a predicted model, not a curated record.